Molecule: messenger RNA, 1029 nt
Organism: Myzus persicae (green peach aphid)
Lineage: Eukaryota; Metazoa; Arthropoda; Insecta; Hemiptera; Aphididae
Exons: 5
Coding region: 211-870 (219 amino acids)
Source: RefSeq, a predicted model, not a curated record
CGCGGCUGGCAGUGGGCACCACUGCCCAGCCGCGGUGCGACUUUUCGCAGAACGCCACGAAUAUCUCACAAUCGACGUCACGUCGACCAGACGUACAACACAAUAUUAUAACAAAUAACAAUCCAAUAUAAUAAAACUUUAUAUACCUGCCAAACAUCGUUGACGACAAUAAUAAUAAUAAUAAUAAUAUAACCGUCAAACCGCUACAUCAUGGUCCAAAGGUUAGGAAGAGGUUUGGUGAUGUUAUGGUUUGUCGCAGUCUUCGCACAGUCGACCUGUGCAGAACCAUUACAAUCUGCCGGUCACACGAAUCCCAUCGGAAGUCUAAAACCUUCGGCGUCGUCGUUGGUCGGCGACACCAUGUCCUCGACGAACAACGUUCCGUUCAACUGGUCUUCCGAUUACGAGGUAGCUGUCGUCUAUAUCACGUCCGCUUGGACCGAAUUCGGCGAUGUACGUUCGUCCGACGCACCCCUGGGCAUUGUCGCUGAAAACGGAUUUCUCAAUUAUUGCGUGAGGUUCAAGACCAACUUGGCCGCCUGGGCUAAGUCCUUACAAGACCGACCGGACGUGAGUGGAACGGUGAAAGAAGCCGUUUCUAGCUGGUAUAGAGCCAUUGACACACUGUCGCAGGACAAUUGGAAUCUUCCGGACACUCUCACUUUGGAGUCGUUCAGAAAACAAUUCUUGACCGCGUUCAAGCACUUGGUGCUCAACGGCGGUGAGAUUUACGAAAAAUCAGAUACCCAAAAUAUGAAACGGGACGUGGACGGAUUUACAAGAGACAUUGCCGAUAUUAUGAUCGGAACGCUCAAAGAAAUUUCGAAACAAGUCCGAAGCUUUCCCAAGAAACUCGACACGGAAUAUUAACAGUCUAUAUAAUUUAUGCGGGGUACUAAAUGUGUCAGUCUCACUGCUGUGCUAACGAGAAAAUAUCAUAAUAUAAUAUUAUGAACCUUUUACUGUGUAUUUACUUUAACAUUUUUUUGGCCAUUAACUCGUAUAUUUUGUAUUUAUUUUUAUGCUCAA